AUGGGUUCUAGCUCGGAGCCUUUCCAAAGUAAUGGUGCGUAUAUUUCACAGGAGGCGCUGAAGCUGAGUGGAGGUUGUGUGAACGUACUGGUCAACAACGCGGGUGUCUACUUCCCCAUGAGCCUCGAUGAAGGCCCCAACAAGGGGCAGGGACCUCUGGAUGGCGACCCGGACGACUGGGACAAGCAGACGCACAUAAAUCUGAUGGCGCCCAUGCGGCUCACGCGAAUGCUGCUGCCUCCCAUGAAGGAAGCAGGUCAGGGCCAUGUUGUGAACAUAGCAAGCAUAGAAGCGCUCUACCCCUACCCGUCAGCCCCAGCCUACUCAGCCACCAAGUGGGGUCUGCGCGGCUGGUCCAAGGCACUCUUUGCGGCACGAGCGCUGAAGAGUGACAACAUCAAGGUGCUGACAGUAAACCCGGCGCAGACCAGCACGCCGAUGACUUGGUCACGCCCCGACGCAGAGUAUCUCCCCGAGAAGAUGAUUCAGCCGUCCGAGAUCGCCGAGGCCAUCAUCAUGACCUUCCGGCUGAACCCCAAUGCCUUCAUAGAGGAGAUCACUCUGCAGACGGCUGAGCCGCCCAAGAUAGAGAAGUGA
Molecule: messenger RNA, 597 nt
Organism: Coccomyxa subellipsoidea C-169
Lineage: Eukaryota; Viridiplantae; Chlorophyta; Trebouxiophyceae; Coccomyxaceae
Product: oxidoreductase
Exons: 5
Coding region: 1-597 (198 amino acids)
Cellular component (GO): membrane
Source: RefSeq, a predicted model, not a curated record